Salvia splendens (bonfire salvia) is the source of this 561-nucleotide messenger RNA. Its product is annotated as aspartate--tRNA ligase 1, cytoplasmic-like. Gene Ontology annotation, biological process: aspartyl-tRNA aminoacylation. Bases 1 to 561 code for a protein of 186 amino acids. The transcript has 4 exons. NCBI's taxonomy places the organism in Eukaryota, Viridiplantae, Streptophyta, Magnoliopsida, Lamiales, Lamiaceae. Gene Ontology annotation, molecular function: RNA binding; aspartate-tRNA ligase activity; ATP binding. The record is from RefSeq and is a predicted model, not a curated record. Gene Ontology annotation, cellular component: cytoplasm; aminoacyl-tRNA synthetase multienzyme complex; cytosol.
AUGGCCUUUUUGGUCGUCAGGGAGGAAUGUUUCACCGUUCAAUGCGUGCUGACCGUGGCGCCGGAUUUGGUCAGCCCGCAGAUGGUCAAAUUCGCCACCAGCCUCAGCCGGGAGAGCUUUGUUGACAUUGAAGGGAUCGUCUCCAUGCCGUCUCAGCCCAUUACCGGCGCCUCUCAGCAGGCAGUUCCUAUACUGCCUAUCAAUAUUGAAGACGCAGCUAGAAGCGAGGCUGAAAUUGAAAAGGCUUUGCUGGCGGGCGAGCAACUUGUUCGUAUAUUUAGAGAAUAUUUGUUAUCUAAUGGUUUUUGUGGGAUCCACACACCUAAACUGAUUGCGGGUUCUAGUGAAGGUGGCGCUGCUGUCUUCAGAUUAGAUUACAAAGGAACACCUGCAUGCCUGGUACAAUCGCCUCAGCUUCAUAAACAGAUGGCCAUCUGUGGCGGUUUUAACCGUGUGUUUGAGAUUGGAGCUGUAUACAGAGCAGAGGAUUCUUUUACUCAUCGACAUCUGUGUGAGUUCAUUGGUCUUGAUGUUGAAAUGAGGAUUAAGAAGCACUAUUAA